AUGCACAAUGGAGAGUCUGACCAAUCUCCCACUCCCACCAGCCCGACACAUCCCAUCCUCAAUCGCACCACCACCGACGAAACUGCCCAGAGCCAUCACAAUCGCCCUGCAGUCUCACGAUCCGUUCGCCGCCGACGGGACCUAGUCGGUGUCCCUCUGGAUGUCCACUAUAACCAAGCGAUACACCCACACAUAUGGCAAAGCAUCCGCCGAGAAUGGACACGGGAACAACUUGUCCGCGAACGGGAGCUUUUUUUUGACACCCGAGUGACUGGAAGACCAGAAAUAUGGGCUGCCCUAGCAGCGGCUACCUCCCUUGUGCGUGCGGAAGAUAUCGCUACAGCGCAGGGCAUCUUGGAUGCUGCAGGGAUUACCGUCCCGACAGGCGACAUGUGUGAUGGCUGCUACGACGAGAGUGGCGUUUUAUACCGCAUUCCAGAGUACAUUGCCAUGGAUCCGGUUAAUGUGGUUGAGGAGUCUGCAGAUGCCACUGACGGUAAUACCAUAUGCGUUACGACUGCGGAGCUUGGGGAGGACGUUGAACGUAAUAAACUUGCUGUUGAUGUGGAUUCGGAUGAUGAUGAGGCGGAUGACAUUGAGAGGCGGCGCGAGGAGAAGGGGAAAGCUAGUGAAAGAGACCUGAUAAAGAUUUCUGCGAGGUUGAGUGACCGAGGAGGUCCGGAUGCGACGGUGAUGAUUGGGAAGAAUCACACGGUGGGAGUAUUAGCGCGGAGAAUCCAGGCUGAAGCCGGGAUUGUCGGCAAACAGCGCGUCCGAAUAGCGUAUCUAGGCAAAAUUCUCAAAGAACAAGAAAGCCUAUUAUCCCAGGGCUGGAAAGAAGGCCACGUCGUAAAUGCCCUGGUAGUUCCCGGUUCCCGAAGUUGA
This is a messenger RNA of Histoplasma capsulatum G186AR, 885 nucleotides long. RefSeq lists its product as uncharacterized. Gene Ontology annotation, molecular function: protein binding. The coding region runs from base 1 to 885 and encodes 294 amino acids. The record is from RefSeq and is a predicted model, not a curated record. The transcript is spliced from 3 exons. NCBI's taxonomy places the organism in Eukaryota, Fungi, Ascomycota, Eurotiomycetes, Onygenales, Ajellomycetaceae.